Molecule: messenger RNA, 2253 nt
Organism: Phytomonas sp. EM1
Lineage: Eukaryota; Euglenozoa; Kinetoplastea; Trypanosomatida; Trypanosomatidae
Source: the annotation of a GenBank genome assembly
CAUUAGCAAAAUAAAUAAGUAAAUGACAAUAUUAGCUCCUUAUCACCACAUCUGUGGUUUUAUUUCAAGGAGAAGAUACUCUUUAAAUAAUGCAUAAAGUGCGACACUGCUGUUUUCGCUUCGAGCCGAAUUGUCAGUGCCACAACUCUCAUCGCCAUAUGCUACUCGCUGUGUCAUAGCAUCCUCAUCACCGUGAAAAACAACUUAGUUAUGGGGUGUCACUUGGUUCUCUGUUACUUACUUCCGAUCAAUAGAUUUGUAAAUAUCGUCUAUCGGGUGUUGCUCUUGACACCACUAGUUCGUUUGCAGGGAGGACACCUUGUGUGCAGAAAUACAUCGUGUGUAUUUCUGGAAAUAUGAAACUGUGGCUGACUACUAGCGUUGUGCGCGUGUGUACUGUUAGUCUGUGCAGUGAAAAUCUUCUGAAAACUCUUGAGCUCUUUGCUUGUAGUUCUUUGCUUGGCCCUCGCUAGCUGUCAAGACGACCCAAUAGUCCAGCAAAAGUACUUCGCUAAGUGAAUGUGUUGUGUGAAUUAAGAUGUACAAAGCACUUAUCACCUGGGGUGUAGAUGGUAAGAGGACCUACAGUUGGGUUCACCGCAACCCAAGGUUGCAUCUUGUCUAGUGAGCGAUGUGCAUACUUGCAUCUGGCAGUAGUUUAUGUAUGGAUAUUUAUGGUCUAGUCAUAUCACUGAGGCUAUGAGAUUUGCACAGAAUACUUGUCUACGUACUUAAUUUCCGUGGAGGAGAUCAUAACAAAGGUUCACACAAGGAACUCUAGCCUUUGCGUAUACUAUACGGACCUCUGGAUGAAGUACUGAGCAUUAUAGCUGGUCCAAAAAGCCUCGAGCAUGCACAUGCAGCCAUUCUUGCAAUAUUCCAUAGACUUAUCAGACUCUUCUAUGUGAAGGAAAUGCUUCGCGUUGUCCGUCCUUUUUUUAUACCACGUAAGUCAACGUGGGUAGUGGUUGUGUUUAAACGAGAUUGCAUCAAUACCUGCCGUAUGUGAAGGUUUUGUAAAUUCACGUGUGCUGCUUUUGAUUUAUAACAAGAACCUGAAACAAAUUGGGGGGUGCAAUGGGUAACCUUAAGUGGACUGUUCUCAUGCCUAAAUAUAUAUUUCCAUAUAUUCUUUUUUCAAUUCAUCCGACACUGAGUUCGACGACUGCCACAAACAUAGAUAAACCUCAUCAGUGUCUUUAUUUUCUCUAUUUCAACUCAUUUACUAUAUUCACUUGAAUCUCUACCGCAACGCAUAUGCCACUUCCUGUGAAAGAGCGUACCGAACAAAAGCAUGUGGGCUACGGCAAAGUGAUUCUCUUUGGCGAGCAUUUCGUGGUCCAUGGUGCGGAGGCUAUUGUUGCUGGCAUUUGUGAAUACACGGAGUGUCGGCUGGAGGUUAUGCGUGGCAUGGCUGGUGUGCAGGUGGUGGACGAGCGCCCCGCUGUGCCUGGGUACAUUGAGGCGAAACGCGGGGAGCAGGCGGAGGCGCACCAGCUCGUGCUGAAACACCUGGGGAUCGACACGCGCACGGACGGUCUGCGGAUCUUUCUGGGUGGCCCUCUGGUCCCGAGCAGUGGCAUCGGGGCCUCCGCCAGCGAUGUCGUUUCCCUGUCCCGUGCUCUCAGUGAGCUGUACGAUCUGAAGCUCAACGAUGAUGCCAUCAACGAGAGCGCGUUUGCUGGCGAGUGCGGCUACCACGGGACACCGAGUGGGGUUGAUAACACCGCGGCGACCUUUGGUGGGCUCAUUUCCUACCGGCGGGUGAGCGGUAAAUCCCUUUUCAGCCCGAUUCCCUUCUCAGCAGAGCUAUACCUUGUGGUGGUGGGCACUGGUAUUACGGCGAGCACUGUGGAGGUCGUCCGGGAUGUGCAGAGGCUCAAAGAGCAGGACCCUGCAUUCUUUGAUCAGCUGUUUUCGGCGUACGAGGCUAUCGCUAAAAAGGCACAGGAGGCAUUCCUGGUUGGGGAUUUGAAGGAGGUUGGUGCCCUGAUGACCGCUACUCAUGACCUCUGCCGGAAGCUUACCAUUUCGUGCGAUGAGCUUGAACAGAUCGUGUCCUGCUGCAUGGCACACGGAGCGUUGGGUGCGAAGCUCUCCGGAACAGGGCGCGGUGGGAUUGCCGUCGCGUUAGCUUCUGAUGCCACACAACAGAAUACAAUUGCAGCAGCGCUGGGGAGCGAAUGCUCAGCUGCUAAGUUUAUCUGGAAAUACACGGUAAUGCCAAAUUCACAGGAGACGGUUCAGGUAUGA